CAGCGCGAAGCGGCAGAGACGAGUGUGAGUGUAUUUGUGAAUCGCUCCCAAGUGCACUCAGCCCACACCAGACAAGACUCGGUAAACGGAGGGACGCACACAUUAGGAACGGAACCUAUUGAAAGGACUUAAGGCACGGCGCUUCACUACAAGGUGCAUGCAGCGGUUGAAGGAUGCUGUCAAGCCGCUCCGUAGUUGUGGAGUGCGGGUAGUGCACGCCGCGCUGCUCCGGGUUCAGGUCGUGUUACGAGACGCAGCGGUUCUCCGGUGCCUAGGUUGGAGAUCAUUGUUUGUGGACUUAACAUCACACUGGACUUUUGGGUACAUGCCUGCUCAGCAGUUGUCGAGAUUUUGAAGGACAUCGGUGGGCAGUAUUUAUUUAAAGAUUUUUCCCUCAAAGCCUAAAAGGUAGUUUUAACUAUACGGCUCCAAUUGGACUUUUUCGUUGUUUCAGUAUGGGACCUUAUACAAAAUGUCGCUCUGGGACAUUUGAUAUUGGACUGGAAUAAUGAAUUUAACUGAUAGAAAGAGUCAUAUUUCCUGUGAUCGCUUAUAUUCUUCUGAUAGUUUAGCGUUUUGUUAGCGAGAGUUUUUUUUUUUUAUCAUGUUGGCUUUGAAGAAAUGCGCACAGAAAACUUUGGAAUAUGAUUGGUCACUCGUGCAGCGAUUUAAGUAAGAGUGCUUUAUAUUUGUUUGCUUAAUUAAAGACAAAAAGAAGAGCAGUCAAGUGCACGCAUAAAUACGGAAACAGGGACACAGUUUACGUGCGUAUUUGGACACAGUCUGUCCCCUCUCUCCUCCGCGUCCUUGGAAAAGUUGAAAAACAAAAACAAUUGAUCAACAACAAUGAGAACUUAUUUGACGGAAAAACAGACAGUGUGCCGAUGUCUGGCAAACUGGCCGUCAUGUGGGAUUGAUUGCAGGGGAGUAUGUUUGGGCUGGAGCAGUUUGGUUCUCAGAUUAAUAGCAGAAACCCUGGCCAGUCAGAGAGAAACAUAAACCAACCGAGACUGAACAUGGGCUCCCAUUAUAAAAGCCCAGGUUUUCAUGCUGGAGGCCCGCCUGGAGCCGUGGAACCCGGCAUGGGCCCUCUGAGCGAGCCGCAAAUGCUAGGGCUCAAUAUGAACAUGAAUGGAGAGCAGUACGGGGGUUUUCACCCGCGGGGCCACUCGGACAUGCAUGCAGGUGGAGGACUGCAGCAGCAGCAGCAGCAAGGACCCAUGCAUGGAUUUUUUAACAACCAGCAACCUCAUCAAGGACAUCCUCAUGGCCAUCAACCUCAUCCCCACCAACCUCACCCUCAUUUCAGUGGGAAUUUUGGAGGCCCAGAGCCAGGAUCAUCAUGCCUGCAUGGUGGCAGGCUAAUGGGCUACAACAACAAUGGCAUGGGUCCACAGCAGGGCUUUGGAGAAGGAUUUGAUCCUCUUGCUGAGGGACAGGCAGGGGAUGGCUUUCCCCAGCAGCAACAGCAGCAACAGCAGCAGCGGCCUGGUAACAUGCCUGACUUUCAACAUCAUGGACCCCCCAGUGGCAGCCAUGCUGUCCCUGCCCCCUGUCUACCCCUGGACCAGUCACCUAACCGAGCAGCAUCCUUCCAUGGACUCCCUUCCUCCUCAUCCUCCUCCUCUGAGUCUCAUGGCCUAGAGCCUCGGCGGAUGCCCAACCAGGGAGCUGUAGAGGGAUUAGAGUAUAACUUUCCAAGUGAGCCUCCAUCUGGACAUUUUGAUGUACAUGUGUUCUCCCCAUCAGAAUCAGAAUCUCAGUUACCCCAUUUUGGGCCGGGAAGGCCAGUUCCCAGCGGAAAUUUCCCGGGGAACCCUGGCAUGCCACGGACCCCAGGUAUGCAGGGCAUCUCAAAGGGACACCAGCCACCACCACAGCCCCAGCAGCCUCCACACGGAGUGUUUUUUGAGCGUUUUGGAAAUGGCCGGAAGGUGCCCGUGGGAAUGGAGCCGGGGGUCAAUGCAAGACAUCCUCUCAUGCAGCAGCAACAACAGCCUGGCUUGAUAGCCAGACAAAACUCAUGCCCCCCUGGCCUCCCCAGACCCCCGCAGGCUGAGCCUGGCUCUACUAACCCUAACAUUCUGGACGGAGGGGUCAUGAUGCCUGGCCAACACAACCAGUUUGAAUAUCCCAUUCACAGACUGGAAAAUAGGGGUCUGCACCCCUAUGGCGACCCCAUGUUUAAUAUGCAACAGCCAGCUCCUCCUCCCUCCCAGCAGCCCCCGAAUCAGAGGCUGCAACACUUUGACUCUCCUUAUAUGAACAUGGCAAAAAGGCCUAGAUUUGACUUUCCAAAUGCACAUGGCGGGGAAGGCUGGUGUGGUGGUAUGGAUAACCACCUCUCUCCCUCUGCUUACCCCGGGCUGCCUGGAGAGUUCACCCCACCUGUGAGUGAAGGUUUCCCACCAGGCCCCCUGCAGCACCCGGGGCCUGAGCAGCAGUCUCUGCAGCAGCGCCAAAAUGCAGCCAUGAUGAUAAAACAGAUGGCCUCUCGCAACCAGCAGCAGCGGAUGAGGCAGCCCAGUCUGCAGCAAUUGGGUCACCACGGUGAUGUUCCUCCUGGCCCAAUGGCUCAUGGAGGCCCAGUCGGGAGCAUGCCUCAGCCCAGCUUUGACAGGGAGAAUGGUGGCAGGAUGCCCAACAUUGAUGGACAAAAUCCUCAUGUAACUCAGGAGAACUCCUGGUUCCAAGGGUCCCACCCUCCAGGGGAGAUGAUGUCACGGCGUAUGGGUGGAGCAGGUAAUGAAUCAGGCCCCCACGACAUGGGGAUGCCGCAGAAUGGGGCUGGGAUGAUGUUUAGGCCAGGCAUGGGCAUGCAGGAGCCCAUGAGAAUACCAGGAGAUGGGCAUGUACAGGCUCUCCAUUCCCCGGGCAUGCACUCACAGUUCAGCGGCAACAUGGGCAACCUCUCACAAAUGCAGUCUCCAGGAGCAGGAACAGGGCAUCCGAAUGCACCAGCAGAGAGGCGGCCAGCUGACUUCCCUGCACCUCCAAUGGGAGCACAGCCAACAUUUCCCUAUGGGGGGGCUAACCGUCAGGGGCCAGCCCACAGUGCUCCCCAGGGGGUGAGCACCUCACCAGGGACCUACCCUCCUCAGUCUGACUUCCCCCCAGGCCAGCGGUCGUCUGUUAGUAAGCUUGGAGCUCUGUCCCUCGGGAACUUCAGCAAAACCAGCACUAAAGACAGUGUUUUUGGCCAGAGCUGCCUAGCGGCCCUUUCCACGGCCUGCCAGAACAUGAUCGCUAGCCUAGGGGCCCCCAAUCUUAACGUAACAUUCAACAAGAAGAACCAAAAUGAGGGCAAGCGAAAACUGAGUCAGACAGAGCAGGACAUUAAUAGCAGCACAUCUAAUGGGACUGGCAGUGCUGGUCCUGAAUAUUUUCAGAGCAGCACUUCCCAGAACAGCCAGAUGCCUGGCACUGGGAAUAGCAACUCUAAGCCUGCAAGUCAAAGCCAGACGGUGCAGGGGGAAGCCAGUGCCCUCUCCCCAAAUUACAACAUGGACGCUACCCCUUGCAGUGAGGGGAAGGCAACAACAGGGAGUGGGAGAGGGAGAGGGAGGAGAAAAAGAGACAGUGGACAUGUGAGCCCUGGAAUUUUUUUUUCCUCUGACAAUGGUAACCCUGUUGUAAGUCCAGGCCAGCAGACCCCCUCGGCUGGCGUUGGGGAGAGGGGUGGGGGAACGCCCCAUGAGAAACACCUCCAGUCACCCUCCUGGGGAAAAGGAGGCGACCUAAUGUUGGGGGACCAGGCCGACCUGAUGUCUUCUUUGGACAGUGGCAUUCAAAGUGUCGCCAAGUCUGACAGUAGCUCACCACGAGUGGACUUUCCUGACGAUGUCAGCACCCACUAUGGCAACGAGGAUGAGGUGUCCUCCAGCUCAGAUGCAGGGGGGGCCUCGGCCACAAAGCCUAAUCGCAGCCCUAUGAUCUCUGGCUCGCCCAAAAUGCAGAGGAGUGACCAUGGGUUGAUAAAUGGACAGAAGCCCCUAGGCAUGGGCAUUAACAAUCAUACUACCUCGACACCAGACAGCUAUGGACUGAAUGCUGGUGGGGGCACAGGGGCCAGUGGAGUGAGCCACCCAGGCACUCCUGGGGUGGAGCAGGUACGCACCCCAUCUAGCACCUCUGGCCAGGAAGAAAUCCAUCCUCUGGAGAUUCUGCAGGCCCAGAUCCAGCUACAGCGGCAGCAAUUCAGUAUCUCUGAGGACCAGCCACUGGCCAUAAAGAAUGGCAAAAAGAAUGGUGACUGUCCCUCACAGAACGGAGACAAUGAGCUGGCAAGCUGCAGCCCUGAUGCUGGGAAGGGCUCAAUGGGCACUAUUGACCUUGACACCCUCAUGGCAGAGCAGCACGCCACCUGGUACGUGCCCAGUGACAAGGCCAUGAUGGAGGGGUCAGAGGAUGACAAGGCCAUGGGACCAUGGGAAAAAAAUAAAAGCCAAAACAACAGUAAAGAAGAAUCAGAACUGUCCCAGAUCAAGACUGGAGCUGGGGCCCCAGGAGCUGGAGGAGGAGGUGGGAGCAGCGGAGGGAACCACCUGCAGUGCCUGUCCGUCCACUGCACAGACGAGCUGGGGGACAGUAAAGGCCGAGGGGGGCCCGUCUCGUCCUGGCGCUCUCUCCACUCUGAUAUCUCCAAUCGAUUUGGGACGUUUGUGGCGGCACUGACUUAAACAAAAAGCAGACUCAGCAGGAAGAAGGAAAUAAGAUCACAAAUUAGGAUGAAGAAAAGCGUCAAAGAUAAAUAACGAUGAUAAGAUGUCGAUGAGACAACUGCGAGCAGCUCCUGCCUGUUCAGGGACAGAAAGACAUUUACACUCAUGAAUGCAAACACGACCACAGACACUCACUCAUACACGCAAACAUACACACAUGCAAAUACCAUGUUUUUCUGAUACAUGCAGUCACACUUUAAGACACUCUCUCACAUACUGCUGGACAAUAUAGCGCGAGUUUUGCUCAACGAUGCCCGUAUCUGGAAAACCUCAAAUCAUUAUUAUUAUUUUUUUUUUUCUUUGUUGAAGAAAAGUAAAGAAAUGUCAAAGGAGGAGAAUACAAAAGAAGAAGAAGCAGAAGAAGAGAUAUUCUGUUGUCAUUGGCUUUGAUUGUAUACCAGUGUUGAGUCUUGUAAUGCGACCAUGAUCUCAUGACUUUUACUCCUCACAUCUCACCUCAGUUGCGGUUACCGCUCAAAUGUGUACAUCAUUCUUCCAAUAAAGGCAACUCUCCCAUUUUCUGCCACACACCCAAAUUUACAGUCUCCUGAUAUACACAGAAAUACUGUGAUAUACUCAAUUAAGGCCUACUGUUUCAUUACAAGUGGAUGGAACACUGAGAAGCAGAACUAGAGGAAGAUGGGAAGAGGGGAGAUUAUGCAUGAAUGUAACUCAUCAAUUUGUUUUGUGGACACAACUUUUUCCCUCUUUGUCAAAGCACAUUUGAACCAUUGUCAUUUGCUGCUCUUAAUCAUUUAAGAUUUGUUGUAGUUCUCUUUUCUUUAUAUUGGCAAGCAUAUCUUUUUCCUCAUUCUCUUCUCUUUUCUAUCAACCAUAUGAGCUCAACCACUUGUAUACAAUUCAGCCAAUGGAAACUAAACAUGGAGGUCAAGGGAUUGUUUAAUAAGGGAAUAAAAAAAAAGACUAUUGGUAUUGCACAUGUAUAAUAAGAGAAAAUUUGCUGUGUGUUAGGCAAUCUUGUAAUCUUUAAAUAAAGCUUCUGUUGAAUUUGAAUUUCUGAAACAAUAGAUGGAGGACUGUGACGGCAAUUUACGAACAGAUUUUUUUGUUUUCUUUUGUUUUUUUAAUAAUAUGUAAAGUGCAGUCGUCUGUUUUCCUGCAUAUUGUAUAUAUCUGUAUAUGUUUUAUUGAGUAACUAAAUAACAAUAAAUAUGACGUUAAAGGUG
Micropterus dolomieu (smallmouth bass) is the source of this 5908-nucleotide messenger RNA. RefSeq names its product meningioma 1b (gene mn1b). The record is from RefSeq and is a predicted model, not a curated record. Gene Ontology annotation, biological process: regulation of DNA-templated transcription. NCBI's taxonomy places the organism in Eukaryota, Metazoa, Chordata, Actinopteri, Centrarchiformes, Centrarchidae. The transcript has 3 exons. The coding region runs from base 930 to 4679 and encodes 1249 amino acids.